AUGAGCGUGCAGAUGGCGGCCGCGGACACAGCAGCUGAGGUCGCAGCAGACGUUGCUGCGGCCGACCCUACGAACAGAAAUCCCAAGAAGUCGAGUCAGACCUGCAUUCCAUGCAGAGUGCGCAAAGUUCGUUGUGACGGUCGUCGCGACGUUUGCCAGAAUUGCGAGCGGUUAGGAUUCACGUGCUCAUUUCAAGACGCCGCCUCUCCCAGCCAGGAUUCCGAGGGUUUGACAAAUUUCACCCUUCCGCGAAGACGUGUUAGACUAGCUUGUGCCAACUGCCAUUCCAGGAAAGCUAGAUGUAGUGGUGAAACCCCGAAAUGCGCAAGAUGUCAAGCUCAAGGCAUUGAGUGCGUCUACAAACCGACGAAGCGAUCUGGAGGCGUUAGCGGCGUCUCCCAGCAAUCCCAUCAGGGCGCUACUGAUUCCGAACUUGAGUCUGUCUCAUCCGAACCACCGGAGAAAAGAGUAAUGAUGAGUAAGGAUAAUCAGGGUUCUCAUCAUGGUCCUCGAGGGCCCGAUAGGAAUAGCUUCGAACCAAAUGGGCCCUCGACAUGUACAGCAUCCAGCAAUGAACCGUUUGUUUUUCCAGAUGAAGGUAUCAUACAGCGGACCUUUAGUAAUUUCUUUCGUCAAAUUCACCACGUCCCUAUCUUUUCGUUCCUUCAUCGUGCUUCACUCAUGCAACGUUAUCAUGCUGGCAUGAUGGAUAAAGCUCUGCUUCUUGCUUUAGUGGGCAUCACUUCACUUAUCAUAGACCUGGGCCCUGGUACUCGAGAGUAUGGGGCUAGGUGUAUCGACGAAUGUCAGAAGAUGGUACUUGAGGACCUCGAGAAUCCGUCGACUAUUAAGAUACAGGCCCUCGUCCUCAUUAUGAAACACCGCAUGUUGUCGCGCAAAUUCACUACCGCCUUUAUGUUGGCGGCAACGGCUACUCGCUUUGCCUAUGCUCUCCGCCUGAAUUAUGAGAAUCCGAAUCUAUGCUUCUUAGCGCGAGAAUCACGGAGGAGACUGAUGUGGGCGCUUAUGACUAUCGACUCCGGUAUCAAUGGCGGGUGUUCGGAUUUUACACUGAUGCCGUCCGAAUCUAUGCACAUUCAACUUCCUUGCACCGAGCGCAACUUCGAAUUUGAUCUGCCACAAGUAACUGAAUACCUCCGGCCCGUCCCCACGCGGCCUUUCCCGGAUGACGUUGGUUCGCUCGCGCUCCACGUGCGACUCCUAUGGAUGAGAAGCAGAGUCCUAUAUUGCACCAAGAAUGUGCUAGGCAUGCCCGAGUCUGAACUGGCGCAGCUGCCAGAGUUGGUCAAGGUAUUAUCAGAAGAACUAGCUGGCUUCAACGAUCACCUGCCGGCCUCUUUCAAGUUCUCGGAAAGCAACCUUCAAUUGCGAGCUUACUCACCACGAUUAUGUGUUUAUAUUAUGAUACAUGUCUGGUGGCGACAGUGCUACUGCGAUCUCUACCGAAUGUUCCUAGUAGGACUUAAAGAGGCAUUGCCACAGUCGGGUUUAAACCAAUUAGACCCCCAAUUCGUGUCAUAUUGCAUGCGUCAAUGUUAUGAGCACGCUUUGGCUAUGUCGGAUAUUUUUAAACUUGUUCUGUCGCUUGACGGAGGCCUCCCGGUCACUGAUCUUGAUCUACCCGGCUGCGCUUAUCAGUGCGCUCGGAUUGUUUACUUUGCUCACCAAACGAACCAAGGGGAAAUCAGUUUAACAUCAAACCAAGUACACGAACUUGGUAUGAGAUGCCUAACGAUUGCGAAGUCGAUGGAUCACGUCCCAGCUGGCGCUGCCAUUGUCAAUGAUCUUGAAAAACUGAUUGCCCGUGGCUUCACUACAAAUGCCGCACCGAACCACCCAGGGAGCCCCAGUACCAACGGUUCCAAUCUUAUAUCCCAACAUGCUCUGCCACGCCACAACCCGAUUCAACAAAUGCAAGUUGUCGAUGAAAGCGGAUUUACUAAUAUCCCUAUUCUAUCUCCUUCAGCUCAUAUAACCUCACCACAAGGCAGUUCAAUGCCAACCCCAAUUCAGCAUUCAACUCCCCGUCCACCACAAGAGCAUACCCGUGGAUCUCCGCUACCGGGAACACCUAUUGGAGAUUUUAACAUAGCGAAGUCGAAUUUACCGCCUGUGAUGCCACCAGAUGGAAUAGAUAAUAAUAACGCCUUUGAGGGUGCGAUGGAUGGCUUUGACUUCAAUCUCGAGUCAUUCGGAAAUAGCGGCCUCGAAUCUGCAUCGUGGCUCUCGAGCGACUGGCUUAAUAACGAGUACUCACAAACGACGGUUUGA
Daldinia loculata is the source of this 2292-nucleotide messenger RNA. RefSeq lists its product as uncharacterized. Lineage: Eukaryota; Fungi; Ascomycota; Sordariomycetes; Xylariales; Hypoxylaceae. The record is from RefSeq and is a predicted model, not a curated record. Gene Ontology annotation, cellular component: nucleus. The coding region runs from base 1 to 2292 and encodes 763 amino acids. Gene Ontology annotation, molecular function: zinc ion binding; DNA binding; DNA-binding transcription factor activity, RNA polymerase II-specific. Gene Ontology annotation, biological process: regulation of DNA-templated transcription; DNA-templated transcription. The transcript is spliced from 3 exons.